This is a messenger RNA of Arabidopsis thaliana (thale cress), 2212 nucleotides long. Its product is annotated as AMP-dependent synthetase and ligase family protein. The transcript is spliced from 3 exons. NCBI's taxonomy places the organism in Eukaryota, Viridiplantae, Streptophyta, Magnoliopsida, Brassicales, Brassicaceae. Gene Ontology annotation, molecular function: 4-coumarate-CoA ligase activity; catalytic activity. Bases 221 to 1564 code for a protein of 447 amino acids. Gene Ontology annotation, cellular component: peroxisome. The record is from RefSeq and is marked reviewed.
UCUUACAAUGAAAAGUUCUUUAUGUUUUGUAUUAUUAUUUUGUGUUUCUCAUCACAAUUCUUAUUGUUUUGUGUCGGCCACAUCAACUAUCAUAUUAUCUACAUCAUUUAAUAAUCCGACACAUGUUGUAGAUAGUAUGGUAUAUUAAUAUUUCAUAUUCAUAUUACAGACUAAUCGUUUAGAGAAGUUGUACUUAGAGAAGAGCUUCAUAUUAAGAAAUAUGGCGUAUCCUGAGAGAGAUCUCAUUGUUGAUCCUAGAAGCGGUUUCUGCAAAUCAAACUCUACAUUCUAUAGCAAGCGAAACCCAUUAUGUCUCCCGCCAAAUCCGUCGCUUGACGUCACAACUUUCAUAUCAUCUCAACCGCAACGCGGCACCACCGCCUUCAUCGACGCCUCCACGGGCCACCGCUUAACCUUCUCCGAUCUCUGGAGAGUCGUUGAUCGCGUCGCUGACUGUCUAUAUCAUGAAGUCGGAAUACGAAGAGGCGACGUCGUCCUCAUCCUCUCUCCAAAUUCAAUCUACAUUCCCGUCGUUUGCCUCUCCGUCAUGUCUCUCGGCGCCGUCGUCACCACCGCCAACACUCUCAACACCUCCGGCGAAAUCUCCAAACAGAUCGCCCAAAGUAAUCCAACUCUCGUCUUCACCACGAGCCAGCUGGCACCCAAACUCGCAGCCGCAAUCUCCGUCGUCCUCACCGACGAAGAAGACGAGAAGCGAGUGGAGCUCACUAGUGGAGUCAGAGUCGUUGGGAUUUUGAGCGAGAUGAUGAAGAAAGAAACGAGUGGUCAACGAGUCAGAGACCGAGUCAACCAGGACGACACGGCGAUGAUGCUUUACUCGUCGGGAACCACAGGGACGAGCAAAGGAGUGAUCUCGUCUCACCGGAAUUUAACAGCUUACGUUGCGAAAUACAUCGACGAUAAAUGGAAACGAGACGAGAUAUUCGUAUGUACCGUGCCGAUGUUCCACUCCUUCGGGUUAUUGGCGUUCGCAAUGGGCUCCGUAGCAUCGGGUUCAACGGUGGUGAUUCUCCGGAGAUUCGGGCUCGACGAUAUGAUGCAAGCGGUGGAGAAGUACAAAGCCACGAUUCUGAGUUUGGCUCCACCGGUUUUGGUAGCUAUGAUUAACGGUGCAGAUCAGCUCAAGGCCAAGUACGAUUUGACCUCCCUGAGAAAGGUUAGGUGUGGUGGAGCACCGUUGAGCAAGGAGGUUAUGGAUAGCUUCCUAGAGAAAUAUCCAACGGUUAAUAUUUUUCAAGGAUAUGCGUUGACUGAGUCGCACGGUUCAGGAGCUUCGACGGAAUCUGUGGAGGAGAGUCUGAAAUACGGUGCGGUUGGGUUGUUGUCGUCCGGUAUUGAAGCGAGGAUUGUGGAUCCGGAUACGGGUCGGGUCAUGGGUGUGAACCAACCCGGUGAGCUCUGGCUCAAGGGUCCUUCUAUUUCUAAAGGUUAUUUCGGAAAUGAAGAAGCUACAAAUGAAACUAUUAAUCUAGAAGGAUGGCUAAAACUGGAGAUCUCUGCUAUAUCGAUGAAGAUGGGUUUCUAUUUGUUGUGGAUCGACUGAAAGAAUUGAUCAAAUACAAAGGCUAUCAGGUUCAUCAUCGUUAUGUUUACUAAUAGUGUAAAUUUUCUUAAAAAUGAAAAUCUAAUGGUUAAUAUAUGAUAAGCAGGUGCCUCCAGCUGAACUAGAGGCUCUUUUGAUCGCUCAUCCACACAUUCUUGAUGCUGCUGUUAUUCCGUAAAAUAUUUAACAACUAAAACACCAUGAUUUUUGCCAUUCAAAUAUCGAAAAACAUGUAGUUUGUUUCUUUUGUGCAUUGUACAGGUUUCCGGAUAGAGAAGCCGGACAAUAUCCGAUGGCUUAUGUAGCCCGAAAGCCCGAGAGCAAUCUCUCCGAAAAAGAAGUUAUUGACUUCAUCUCUAAUCAGGUGGCACCGUAUAAGAAAAUAAGAAAGGUUGCAUUCAUAAGUUCCAUACCAAAGACUGCAUCCGGCAAAACACUUCGCAAAGAUCUAAUCAAACUAUCAACUUCCAAACUUUGAAAGGAUAAAUUUGCUAGACUUUCUUAAUUUUAUUGAUGGUAUUGUUUUUCAAUAAGAGAGAAAACUGUAAAUCUGUAAUCAUUGUAUAUAUUUUUCUGUAUACAUAUGUAUAGUGUUGAAUAAUUUCCAAGGACAGAUAUAAUUAGUUUGCAUUAGGCCCAAAGGCGUAA